Messenger RNA from Phragmites australis (common reed), 4315 nucleotides. RefSeq lists its product as uncharacterized. Bases 92 to 3994 code for a protein of 1300 amino acids. The transcript has 19 exons. The record is from RefSeq and is a predicted model, not a curated record. NCBI's taxonomy places the organism in Eukaryota, Viridiplantae, Streptophyta, Magnoliopsida, Poales, Poaceae. Gene Ontology annotation, biological process: mitotic DNA replication checkpoint signaling; DNA damage checkpoint signaling; DNA repair. Gene Ontology annotation, molecular function: ATP binding; ATP hydrolysis activity; chromatin binding.
GUAAAACUAAUCCACAGGCCCCGCUCUCCCGCUGUACCACUACCACUCCCAGCUCCCCGAACCCAAACCCUAGCUCCGAUUUCCCGUCCCAAUGGGCGGAUCCGCCGAUCCCGAGGCGCCGACGCCAUCGCCAUCGCCGUCGCCGUCCCCGGCGAAGGCGUCGCCCUCGUCGGCGGACGCGAAACGGCUGAGGCGGUGCGUGCAGUCGAAGCUGUCGUGGGGGCUGGUCAAACCGGCCGGCCGCGGCGGUGGAGGUGGUGGCGGCGGAGCAGUAGGAGAAAAAGAAGCGGAGGCUGUUCCUCCGGUGCCUGCUGCCGAGGAGGCAGGGGAGAAGGAUCAUAGGGAGGAGCCGGAGAAAGGGAAGAAGAGGGGAAGGCCGCGGAAAUCGGAGGUUGGCAAGAAGCCCUCUUCGAACAAAGAGACAACUGGUUUGGAUCCAGCUAGCAAGGAUGAAGUCAUUUUGGUUGACAAGAGCCCUCAGAAAAAGCAACGGAAAGGUAGAAAGCAAGAUGCAGCACUGAAGAUGUCUAAUAGAAAGCACUGCAAGGAACUGCAGUUUACUGACGGUCCUGGAAGCUGUCAGCAACUACAUAUCAGCGAGACGGAAGCUGUCUUACCUGAAACAGCACCAGUAUUGAUUGACGAUGAUUUGGUGAGUACGCCUUCUGAAGCAGGGCAUGCUAAUGAUGAUGGUGAUGUACUAGGUAGUCAAGAUAAGUCACCAUUGGUAGUUGACCUAAGAUCAGAGGCGAUGAUGUCUGCAGAGGAAAAUCUAAAGUUAUCAUCUGGAAAGAAAAUGCACCCCUUCUUUGCUUCUCGGAAAAUGAACAAAUGUGCUGGCCAAGAUGUUCUCAGUAUUGAAGAUGUGCAGGGACUCUGUGAUUUGGGAAGGGAUCCACCAUUCUAUCCUAUUCAUGUUGUGUACCAAUUGGAGGCCAGCAUGCCGAUUCACUGGAGUAAUUGGAUAAUCAUUGAUGGAUCUUUUCUUUAUACUAGUACUGCCAAUCUUCUUGAAAACUCUGCUUCAUUCUUCGAGGGCUUGGUUAAACCACUGGAAAUAGAAUCUAGUUACAAGGGCUUGUAUUCGAACCAGUUGGCAGAGCCGAAUAUUGCUGAGUGUACAACUUCAAGAACAGGUUUACCUAGUUUUCCUGACGAGCCAAGUGAAAGCAACCGUCCUUCUUUGGAUAUGAUCAAUACCGACAAUCGGAGCUUGUUGGCGUCCGAUUCUAGCUGCCAAGCUUCUCUUUUUUAUAACAAACAGUCGGAAAGGAUACUGCAUGGAUGGCCAGAAGUUCCUCAGAACGGCUGUCAGCCUGUUUAUUACCUAUGGAUUGACAAAUACCGGCCUGAAACUGCAGCCCAGGUAUGUGGAAAUAGUGAACAUGUAAAAUUUCUUGCUGAAUGGCUCAAAGGUUGGGAUGAAAGAGGCCACAAGAUUGGAGCUGCUAAUGGGGACAUUAACGAUAGCUCGUAUCAAGAUGAAGAUGCAGAUUAUUCAGAUGAUGCUUCUGAUUGUGAAAAUGUGCUUCUAAUCACUGGACCUGUUGGGUGUGGAAAAUCAGCUGCCGUUUUUGCAUGUGCAAGAGAACAAGGCUUCAAUGUAAUCGAGGUAAAUACAUCCGACAUGAGAAAUGGGGCAUAUGUAAGGCAGAAAUUUGAGGAAGCGACUAAAUCACAUGGCCUUGAAAAAUGGUCACGAGAGGAGGUCAUCAAUCCACCAAAGGAUGACUCCUCGGGUCCAGCUUCAGGGACUCCUGAUAGCACUGAAUACCAACAUUCGCUGUCCUGUGCUACAAGAAUAGUAUUUGACUGUGAUCAACAAAAAUCACCUGUAGGAUACUACUCAAGUUCCAAGGUGGGUGAUGAAGCUCCUAAACAAGUCAUUAACAAGACACUCAUCCUGUUUGAGGAUGUGGAUACUGUCUUCGAUGAGGAUCGCGGGUUUAUUUCGACCAUACUUAAGAUGUCAGAGACUACAAAAUGGCCAAUCAUACUGACUAGCAACAGGAAGGAUCCAUCUUUGCCUCAUCUCUUGGAUCCGCUUAUUUUGGAUUUCAAAUACCCAUCUUCCGGAGAGCUGCUUUCACAUGUUGACAUGAUCUGUAAGUCUGAGGGAGUGGACGUCACUAUUCCUCAAUUGAAGCAUAUAAUUGAUAUUUGUUUAGGUGAUAUUAGAAGAAUAAUGAUGCUUUUGCAGUUUUGGUACCAAGGCAAGCGGCGAUGCACAGAGUGGUCAAAUGGAUGCUUGUCUGGUCCUUUCACUCUUGAUUUGGAUGCAGUACAUUCUACUGUACCAAAAUUGUUGCCUUGGGAGUUCCCUUGUAAAUUAUCAGAAACAGUAUGCAUGGAGAUAGACAAAACAAUCCUUUCAGCUGAAGAAAAGAAAAAACAGAUGGAAGUAUCAGAGCCUGAAGGCCUCCAAUUACAAGUAACAGUGCCUUUGAUUAAGGGAAGAAGUGCAGCUAAAACAAGAAAGACUAAGAAAUCCAAGUUGAAGCGUGGCCUCUCGGCUGAAUGUAAUAUUUCACCUUGUAAGAAUGAUCUUGAUGAUUUCCAUGAUGCUGCAGAUAUCCCUCUUCCACCUGAUCAACAAAGAAAGAAAAAUAGGCAUGGUAUGUUGCUACUAUCUGAGUCCGAUGAUGAUCCGGCUGAUGUAGAUGCUGGCAAAGACACCAAAUUUAGUGUUACAGAAGGAGGUUUCUUCCCACAAUCUUCAGAAGUGCCUCAUAUACAUGGGCAAGGGAUUUCCAAUCAAUGUCCUUUUCCUAGUGAAUCAAGGGAGGCCUUUGGAAUCGCUGAUUCUUUCCAAUACCCACUUGAAAGCAACAUGGCUGGGUCCAUUUCACAAGUUUGUGAUACAUUUAUGUCACAGGAUGUGUCAUGUGUGCCUGAGUCAUCCUUCAUUGUUGGGGGCACAUCUGCAUCCAUAAGCAGUGACGAGUUUUUGUCGAAGGCAAUGUCCAAUGAUUUGUCUGCCUUUUACAAUGGUGGUAGUUACAUUACGUCCAGAAUGGUACUAGAAGACAAUAACAAUUUGAAGAAUCUAAUGACUGAACGACAGAAAGACAUGGAAGAUGUAGUUGGCGAGACGAGUGAGGUUUAUGUGGAAUCAUUUGGUAGAAACGAACAAGCAAGUUGUUCGACUGCUGGGUAUCAAUUGAUGGAUGAGUGCAGUCGUGCUGAAAGCAUCUGGAUGCUUUCUGCCAAAAAAGCUAAUGACUCCUGCAAGGUUGAACAAGUACAAGAUACUUGGAACAGGCUACGAGGUUGCGGUCUGGAACUUCCCCGUGAGACUAACCACAACAGAGCAGCUUCUGGAGCUUUGAAACUUGCUUCUGAAGUAUCUGAUUUAAUAUCAGAAUCAGAUCUUAUUCUCUCCCGUUGUUACCCUCUUACUAAUGACACGUUGGAUCCAGCUUCAACUCCUUGUGCUGAGCCAGAUGACUUCUCCUGGUACAGAAAUCAGAUUGAAAUUGGAUCCGUUUAUACCCAGCAUGCUCUUUGCAUUUUCUCAAGGAAGUCCCAAGAUAUAGAUGAUUGUUUUCUUGAUUUGCGACAAGAGUUGUUGUUUGCCAGUACAAGUGCCAUAUCUCUUGGUAAAAUUAUGAGUUCAGGACUCAGGAACAAUGAUGGAUCUGCGAGCACUUCCAAUAUGAAAAAUCUAACUACUAGUAUUUCUAAAAUAAAGGAGUGGCAUGUUCAUCUGUGUGAAACCCUGUUUCCAGUUGUUCCUUCAAAACUAUCUCAGUCACUGAGAGGCCCUGCUUUGAUUGAUUAUUUGGCUUCAAUCAGUCAGAUCUCCCGAUUAGAAAACUUGCGACUUUCUGAAAAUAAAGCCAUAAACAAGCAAAGAAGGUCUAGUCAGUCAAGACAUUACCUGAGUUCUGGAGCACUUUCAUUGUCUCCUGAGGAUGUUUUAUUAUUAGCAGAAAGUGGCUGCUUCGGUGACAGACGCCAGAAGGUAAUAGAGCAAGCGCCAUGCAAUCCAUAAGUUAAUAAACUGGCGCAGAUGAUGAUCGGCAGCAUUUUUCCCCUAACAUUAUCAGAGGAAGUAGGACAAUGGGUUGGCAAAAUAACCCAAUUUUCAUAUUCGCAAUACAUGCUGGGGGAGCCCAAUGGUGCGGUUCGGACUAGAAUGGGUGUAGCUAGGCGAUCAUUUCCACUAUUGCUUCGUGUAAUGUAAAUGCUUGUUGGCGAUGUUGUCGUCCUAAUUUAUACCGUGGGACCUUCCAGGUUCCAGCUGACGAAUGUACACGGCCCAUGCCUACAUGUUUGGGGUUCAAUUUAUCGACGCUAACUGGUCAAAAUUCGC